Striga hermonthica is the source of this 845-nucleotide messenger RNA. NCBI's taxonomy places the organism in Eukaryota, Viridiplantae, Streptophyta, Magnoliopsida, Lamiales, Orobanchaceae. The record is from the annotation of a GenBank genome assembly.
AUGAGGGAGGAAUUCCCACAACUUCAGUUUGAGGCAGCUUGGGCUCUGACUUAUAUUGCUUCUGGCACAUCUGAACACACUAAGGUAGUAAUUAAUCAUGGAGCAGUCCCAAUAUUUGUGAAGCUUCUUGCUUCUCCAAGUCAUGAUGUUCGUGAACAGGCUGUAUGGGCUUUGGGAAUUGUGGCGGAUGGUUCUCCAUAUUGUCGUAACAUUGUGCUUGGUCAUGGAGCUUUGCGUCCUUUGCUAGCUCAGUUGAAUGAACAUGCCAAAUUAUCUAUGCUCAGAAAUGUUACCUGGACACUGUCUAACUUCUGCAGAGGCAAACCACAGCCUGCGUUUGAACAGACGAGGCCUGCACUACUAGUUCUCAAGCAACUUAUUCACUCGAGUGAUGAAGAAGUCCUGACUGAUGCUUGUUGGGCACUUUCAUAUCUUUCUGAUGGAACCAAUGAUAAAAUUCAAGCUGUGAUCGACUCUGGAGUAUGCCCCCGCUUAGUCGAGUUGUUGCUUCAUCCAUCACCAUCCGUUCUUUAUCCCGCCCUUAUGACUGUUGGCAAUAUUGUCACUGGAGAUGAUAGACAAACUCAGUAUAUCAUCAGCAAUAAUGCACUGCCCCGUCUGUUGAACCUCUUGACUGGAGCUCAUAACAAGAGCAUUAAAGAGAAAGCCUGCUGGACUAUUUCCAAUAUCACAGCUGGAGACAGCGAUCAAAUUCAGUCCGUAAUGGAGGCCAACAUUAUUGGAUCAUUAGUCCAGUUGCUUACGAAUGCCGAAUUCGAUGUCAAAAAGGAGGCUGCUUGGGCAAUAUCAAACGCAGCAUCUGGCGGCGCUCACCAUCAGAUCAA